AUGGCUGGGAGUGACCAACUCUUCGCAGAAAACGGGAAGCUAUACAGGUAUGAUGUCACUAACACGUCAGCGGCAGAGCCGAUAGACGACAGUGGCGUCAUAGUUGGGGACGGCUGGGAGAAGACGCGGCUGGUGAUCCUGGCAAAUGGAAAAUUUCCAGGACCGCCGAUCAUUGUGUACGAAGGACAGGAAGUUGUGGUUAACGUUCACAACGAGCUGGAAGGACUGGAUAUUACAAUCCACUGGCACGGCAUCGACAUGCACGGUACUCCCUGGAUGGACGGCGUACCAUUUAUAAACCAGUGUCCCAUUGCAUCCGGACAGUCCUUUAGAUACAAAUUUAAAGCGGGUGAAAAAGGAACGUAUUGGUGGCAUUCUCACAUGGGCACACAGCGGUCAAAUGGCAUUGCCGGAGCAUUAAUUGUUAAAACGAGGGAAGAGCCUUACCCCAACGAGCACACAAUGAUAGUUCAAGACUGGAAUCAUGACGGGGACGCAAAUUAUGCUACUCUGACAAUGGGCAAAAGCUACGACGGGAGGGUAAAGUGGCCUAGCUUUGAGGGAAUUGAUGGGGGAACCUGGGGACCCUUCCGAAUACACUCCGUACUCAUUGACGGUCGGGGUCGAUAUAAGGAUGAACAGACCAACAUCCCUAUUGAUACACCUCUGAAAUUCUACCGUGUGAAACAAGGUGACAUCUACAGAUUUCGGGUCAUAACGGCAGCCACUUAUUAUCCGCUGCGAAUAUCAGUAGAUGAGCACAUCAUGAAGGUAAUAGCAUCUGACGGAUUCGACUUAAAGCCUCUUAUAACUGAGUCUUUCGUAAUUUUUCCCGGGGAGCGAUACGACUUCAUUAUAACAUGUGACCGACCUGUAGCCAACUACUGGAUACGUGCAGUCCCAUUUGUCAAAAACCUUGACAUUGCGCCCGUCGGUGACGCUAUACUCCAAUACGCUGGCGCGGGGAAAUCCUACCCUACCACCUCUCGAAAUUGCAGUCUUGUUGGUGGAUGCUCCGUGGCAAACUGUCCGUUUGAUUACAAAUCUUUCAAAAUAUACAGUGACACAGAGUGCAUCAGUCAGGACAAGUUCAAGAGCUCAACAGGAACGAAAGCGGCUCCUGAUUACGAGAAAGGGAACUUCAGGCAGUUUUUCCUUAACUUUGGAUUCGUUCAAGGACUAGCUUCUGUCAAUGGUAGAAGUUUUAAAAGUCCAACGGUAAAUAUAUAUACACAACCUAAGGAGUUUUCUGCGUCCUGUGAAGAUAACCCGGAUUGUGCGAGAGAUGGAAAAGCGUGCUCGUGCAUGCACGUGCUAAAGUUUCCCGGAAACGCCGUCGUCCAGAUAGUACUUACCAAUUUGGUGCAAUCUCAGAGCGGCAGCUUCGGCAAGAACCAUCCGGUGCAUAUUCACGGACACACAUUCCACGUGGUCAAAUUAGGCUACGCCAGCUUCAAUCAGACGACUGGAGAACUCGACCAACCGACUCCAGAUAUUGUGUGCGAGAAUAAAGAUGGCUCUUUCGACGAGACCUGUAAAACCCCCAGAUGGAAAGACCAGUCAUGGAACCGAAAACUACCGGAUGUGAACCUUAAUCGAGCUUUCCUUAAGGACACUAUAUCCAUCCCGAGCGGGGGAUAUGUGGUGAUACGGUUCAGGGCAGAUAACCCGGGGGUGUGGAACGCGCACUGCCACAUGGAGCCCCACAACAUCGGAGGAAUGAGGUUCAUCAUGAACGAGUCGUUCCCUGAGCAGCCAAAAGCCCCAGCCAGCCUUCCCAUUUGUAAUAACUUCCCGCCUGCAGAGUACCGGCGAAAGAAAAUAAAGAAAUGUUCCUGGUAA
Mya arenaria is the source of this 1842-nucleotide messenger RNA. RefSeq lists its product as uncharacterized. Gene Ontology annotation, biological process: iron ion transport. Gene Ontology annotation, molecular function: oxidoreductase activity; copper ion binding. The transcript has 2 exons. The coding region runs from base 1 to 1842 and encodes 613 amino acids. The record is from RefSeq and is a predicted model, not a curated record. Gene Ontology annotation, cellular component: plasma membrane. NCBI's taxonomy places the organism in Eukaryota, Metazoa, Mollusca, Bivalvia, Myida, Myidae.